AUGGCAGAACAUGUGCAGGAAUCCCUCGACCGCAUGGUCGCUCCUUUGCGAGACUUGAUGGACCGCCAGAUUUUUUCAGAAACAGAAAUCAAAGCAAUCGUCGAACGACGCCGGGAAUCCGAGUACUUGUUGCGUCGUGUAGCCGCAAGAAAAGCCGAUUUUCUUCGUUACAUUCAAGCAGAGCAAGACUUAGAACGACUGCGUCAACUCCGAACGAAGCAACGGAAAAGAGAUCAUCUUAAGACACAGGUUCCAGACGAGCAAUCACAAAAACAACACAUUGGCGAUGUACACAUUGUACAGCAUCUGCACUUGCUAUUUGUAAGGGCAAUCCGAAAAUUUCGAUCUGAUCUAUCGCUUCAUCUACUACAUGCUGAUUUUUGUAAGCAAAUGAAGUCUUACUCGAGACUUGGCAAGGUCUAUUCUGAGGCACUUCAAAUAUUUCCGCGUCAAUCUGGUUUAUGGAUUGAGGCAGCUUCCAAUGAGUUCUUUGGACCCAAUCGUAGCAUACGGAAUGCUAGAAUCCUUUUGCAACGUGGUAUACGUUUCAGUAAGACGUCUGAAGACAUUUGGUGCCAGAUGUUCUCUCUCGAAAUGCACUAUGCCCAAACUCUUAGAGGAAGAAAGCAGAUUCUUUUGGGGGCAAAGGUUACCGAGGAAAUGGCAGAAUUGGCUAGCUACAAGAUCGCCGAAGUCGUCUACAAGAAUGCCGUGAAGGCAGUUCCAGAUUCGAUCCCAUUUCGCCUAAAACUGUUGGACAUUUGUCGAAAAUUUCCAGAUACUGAACCACUCAUGGAGAUAAUUCAAGAACAGUUGGAAACGGACUUCGGCGAGCAACCGGAGGCAUGGAUCGCGAGGGCAUUGUUUGAGGCUGAAAAAGAUUUGAAACUGCACGGGAGUAAGAGUGACAACGAGGAAGAUGGGGAGCCAGAACGUCCAUCGAAGAAACAAAGGAAGAAAGACGCAGCAGUUGCCAUGUUGGAACAGGCUAUUGAAGCACUGCCUAAUGACAGAAUGCACUUGCAUGCCUUUGAAUUCGCUCGAAAGUACAAAGAAGAAUUGGAAGGAAACGGAGACUCUGCUGUUCAGGUGCAAGAGUUCUUGGAUCGCCUUGAAAAGCGCAUUUCUGGCCACUUGUCUUCGGAACUUGCGAUUGAGUAUGCCGAUUACCUCUUGGAAUGCAACAGAAUUACGGAAGCUGUGGCAACCCUUGAGGAUUUCUGUAUGAACAAGAAGCCAGUAGACUCUUCCCCUUGGAUUCAGUGGGCUGGAUUGUCAUCCUCACCGAAAACGGUUCUCUCCAGUGCCACAAAGUGCGUACCAAUGUCAAGUGCUUGCGAGUAUCUUAAGAUCUUGCUCCAGCUCUUUGGCUAUCAGCUCAGUACAGAAGAAGACAACUCUAUUCUUUUUCAGUCUUUUCAGCGCCUUCUUUUAUUGUCACCCAGUACGCAAUCACUUUUUCUUGAAGAUUUGGGGACAUGCCAGGGCUUUGGACUCCAAAGCAUCGCAGAAGCCUGCGUAAAAUACCUUGAAUAUGCUGCAAAAAUUGGACUACCUGCUGUUCGAAAAGUCUACUCAGCUGUCCUCUUUAAGUCUUCAGUUGAAGUGAACGAGAUUAAUAUGGAACGGCUUCAGAAGUUUGUCGAGCGAAGCGCUACUCUUGAAUCAAAAGACAAGACAAGACGCAGGAGAAUCUAUCACAGAGCCAUGGAAAUGUUCGAAGGCACAGAUUUGGAGCAUGCCAUACGAAAAUUGCGUGAGAGUGACGCUGCUAAAUUCUAUUAA
Cylindrotheca closterium is the source of this 1785-nucleotide messenger RNA. Lineage: Eukaryota; Bacillariophyta; Bacillariophyceae; Bacillariales; Bacillariaceae. The record is from the annotation of a GenBank genome assembly.